Messenger RNA from Austrofundulus limnaeus, 2131 nucleotides. It is a transcript of the gene chst3a, whose product is annotated as carbohydrate (chondroitin 6) sulfotransferase 3a. The coding region runs from base 10 to 1308 and encodes 432 amino acids. Gene Ontology annotation, molecular function: chondroitin 6-sulfotransferase activity; N-acetylglucosamine 6-O-sulfotransferase activity. The record is from RefSeq and is a predicted model, not a curated record. Gene Ontology annotation, cellular component: Golgi membrane. Lineage: Eukaryota; Metazoa; Chordata; Actinopteri; Cyprinodontiformes; Rivulidae. Gene Ontology annotation, biological process: carbohydrate metabolic process; N-acetylglucosamine metabolic process. The transcript has 3 exons.
AACUCAAGAAUGAAGACCAAGUAUGCAGUCAUUUUUAUUUGUAUUGUGGCCUUGGUCAUUAUUGAAAAAGAAAUCAAGAUCAUCUCUAGGGUUUCUGAUAAGAUGAAUAAGCAUCAGAGUCCACAGCAGACUCCACAGACUCCUCAAGAGGAGAGCAACAUGACACAAAAUGACUUGCUGCUCUCUAAAUGGCCUGCGGGGACUCACACAAACUUCUCUGCAGAGCAAGAAGAACUGGAUGAUGUAAACAUGUACAGCUACAACGGUGGCCGUAAGCACGUACUCCUCAUGGCUACCACCCGAACAGGAUCGUCCUUUGUGGGGGAGUUCUUUAACCAGCACGGAGAGAACAUGUUCUAUUUGUUUGAGCCUUUGUGGCACGUUGAACGCAUGCUGGCCACGGCAGCAGAGGCAAACAACGGGACGGGCUUAGGGUGGAUUUACCGCGACGUACUCCAGGCACUCUUCCUGUGUGAUUUUUCAGCCCUCGAGAAGUUCAUCGUUCCUCCGCCCAAUAACCACGUCACCACGGCUCUUUUUCGCCGAGAGUCAAGCUUAUCGCUUUGUGAGGAAUCUAUCUGCGCCCCUGUGAACAAAGAUGUUUUUGAAAGGUAUCACUGUAAGACUCGUCGCUGUGGGCCACUAAACUUGACGCUUGCGUCUCAGUCCUGCUCAUCCAAACAACACCACGCCAUAAAGACUGUCCGUGUGCGACAGCUGGACACUCUGCAGCCUUUGGUGCAGGACCCCCGCCUGGAUGUCCGAGUCAUCCAGCUGGUUCGAGAUCCACGAGCCAUCUUAGCGUCUCGCAUGGUGGCUUUCUCCUCACAGUAUCAGACAUGGAAGGCCUGGGCGCAGGGUGGCCAGGUACCCGAAGACGACGAGGAGGUGAAGAAGCUCAAAGGAAACUGUGACCAUGUCAGGGUCUCUGUAGAGAUGGGACUGAGCCAGCCGGACUGGCUCAAGGGACGUUACAUGUUGGUGCGUUACGAGGACAUCGCUCUGUAUCCGAUGGAGAAAGCGGAGGAGAUGUACAAGUUUGCCGGGAUACCGUUUAGCUCCCAAGCCAGGGAGUGGAUCCUGAGAAACACGCAGACUACAGAGAGAGCCAGUGGAAUAUACUCCACUCAAAAGAACUCCUCCCAGCAGGCUGAGAAAUGGAGAUAUAGCAUUCCCUUUACACUGGCUCAGGUGGUGCAGAAAGUGUGUGGACCCACCAUGAAACUGUUUGGAUACAAAUUUGUGGAUGACGAAAGAACACUACUCAAUAAAUCUAUUAGUUUGCUUGAAGAUAAAUCAUUUUAUUAACCAUUAAAGAAAAAAAAAUGCUGCAUACAACAGAUAAGAAUCUGAAGAAGCCAAAACAUCACAAACCGUACCUAAUAAGCAAGGCUGCCACAAUGUUUUACAGGUUUAGCUUUUAGGCUUUUAGUUAUAGUCAUGCUCAUUGAUAAAGUGCCUAAUUUCAAUGUCAGAAGCCUCUUUAUAAAGAAUAUAACUUAUCAGCAGACUGUGUUCACCAAAAAGCCUUUACAGUUUAUUUACAGCUAGAAAUGGUAAAAGGUAAAUGGCCUAUAGCUCUAAAAACACAUACAUGUCAAGUUUGACGUAAGGUGGUGAUGUUGGUAUUUUCAGAGAUAAAUUAUAAUGAACUGUUUUGUGUGUGUAAAUUGAAAAUGAUUUUUUUUUGUAAUUAAAAUAUUCAUAUUUUGGAGGUAUCACAGACAUCUGCUGGCAAAUGAUCAGAUUUUUCCUAACAUGAUGUGUUGUUGACAUGUUUUCAACAAAUCCUGCUCAGGUGAAAUGAAUGUGACACAUUUGCAUCUUUACAGGAAGCUUUAUUAUGUUUCCAGCCGCCAAACUCUUUCAAAACAUGGAAUAAGCCUUACCUUAAACGUGCCCUCAAGUGUUGCUUUACACUGGAGCCACCAUCAGGAUGUUCUGUACCUUCCAUUUCUGUCCUCGAAGUAAACAAAAGCUCUUUCUUCUCAAAUGAUCUGCUGCUUGUGUCACCGUACUGCCUAACUGAAAGUUCCUACACUGAAUUCAUGGAAAUGUACAUAAUUAUUUGUGCUGUGAGUUUAUUUUCAGUUUACAAAGUGAUAAAGCCAUCAAAAAACAACGAGACCAA